GGCCCCCAGGGGCCGCACCUCGUGGCCCCAGACACACACCCCGCAUCUGAUGUCAUACUCGGGGGGCGUGAUUUUGCUCCCAAAUGGGGCUGGGCCCCAUUUGGGAGGGAGACCACGCCCCUGUGCCUAACAUCAGAUGUGGGGGUGUGGCUAGCCAGCCUGCUGCAUCUGAUGUCAGACACAUGAGGCGUUGCCAGGGGGCUGCGGCAGUGGCCGAACACGAACCACCGCCAGCCUCCCUCCACUCCUGCCUGGGGCUCAUGUGAUCUUUCUGAACUCUCUCUCUCUCUCUCCUUUGUGUCUGUCCUUCCUGUUCAUAAUUACUCUCUUAGCAGUUGGUAUAGAAUGUGGCAGCCAGGUUGUCUCUGGACGGUUCAUCUCAGAGAGACUAUGUUACUCCCAAUAUUAAAAGAACUACCAAUAAGUUUCCAGACAAAAUGAAAGGUGCUGGUUAUAAAGCCCUAAACAACUUUAGGCCCAAGGUAUUUAAGAGAACGUCUUCUUCACUAUGAGCCCCAUUGCCCUUUGAGAUCAUCCAGAGAGGUUUGUCUGCAGUUGCCACCAGGUUGUCUAGUGACAACACAGGAAUGGCUCUUCUCUGUUGCCGCCCUCAGACUCUGGAAUGCGCUCCCUGCUGAAAUAAGAGCCUCCCCAUCUCUGACAACUUUUAGAAAGUCUCUAAAGACACAUUUAUUCGCCCAAACUUUUUAACGAGACUUGUGGUUUUAAAUUGUGUUACAGUUUUAAUUUCUUUUAAAAUUUGUUUUAUGUUGCUGUAAACCACCCAGACACAAAGGUUUGGGGCAGUGUACAAAUAUAAUUAAUUUAUUUAUUUAUUCAUUCAUUCAUUAAUAAGCAAGCAAGCAAGCAAGCAAGCAAGCAGGAAUUGCCUUGAAACCAAGACCCAUGUAUGUUAGCAUUCUUCCAAAAGCAGUCAGCCAAAUGCCUUUGGAAGCAUAUAAGCAAUGCAUGAAGGUAAUGGCACACUCUGCUGUUUAACCUCAACACCUGACAUUCCAGUCGUCCAUGAAUUUGGAUCAUCUUUCGAUUAAAAAACAAACCAACCUGCCAGAUCUGAAACUCCAGUCGUGAAACAGCUAAGAAGGGUCAGCUGGGGACUGCAAGCAAACAGCUUAGGGAAGGAGCUCCAGCUUAGUGGCUGCAAUGUCUAAACCUGUCCAAGAGACUGUGCCAGUCUAAUUCCCUUCUAACAGCCCCUCCCAAAAGGAACAACCUGCAAACAGAGGCACCAAGCUCUGCUGGCAGAAAGAAGCGUUGUUUGAGACCGGGGCCUUUCCACAGAAUCUGAAUAGUGGGCGCUUGGGAGCCUGGAAAGAAACGUCUCACCUUUAACGACACAUAUAUUUAGCUCUGAAAGUAGACUGUAGAGGAGCAGCCUGGGAGAACUGUUUAUAUACACCCACUCCUUGGCUUAGUUUAACAGCAGAACUACAGGGAGAACCUAAGACAGUCAAGCUAUGAAUGUGUAAGUGAAAAGGUUGGGGUCAUACUGAGCUGAUUCCCCAUGGAGAUUUGGCUGGUGAUGCUACUGCUGUUUCAGACAGUUUGGAAUGGUGUUCUUGGGAAGACCCAUUCUUUACAGAAAAGAGGACUACUUGAAGUAGCUGGAGCUAUAAAAUGUGGCACAGGACGAUCUCCAUUGGCAUAUCUAGGUUAUGGAUGCUACUGUGGCCUGGGAGGAAAAGGCUGGCCUAGGGACAAAACAGACUGGUGCUGCCACGUGCAUGAUUGUUGCUAUGGUUUAGCAGAGGAUCAAGGCUGUAAUCCUAAGACAUGGAGAUAUAAAUGGACCUGUAAGCACAAUACUGUGGUAUGUGAUUCAACAUUAGACAGAUGUCAAAAAAUAAUGUGCCAGUGUGACCGAGAAGCAACCAAAUGUUGGAGAUCUGCCACUUUUAACCAACGCUAUAUCUUCUGGCCAAAUUUUCUGUGUGGCCAAACCUAUCCCACAUGCAGUUUUAAAAUUAAUAGGAAAUCUCGAGAACAAUCGUUCUGUGAAAAUAGAGGUCUUUAUCAGAGAAGUCACAUCCAGCUACAAUUCCCAAGAUUAUUUGGGUGAAAUUCUGCAGUAUAAAACUGAAAUCCAUUUGUAGUGAAGAAGAUAUGCCCUGAGAUUUGCUAAUGCAUCAGCCAACAUUUUUGUGAACAAUGUAAUACACCAAGCUUUCUCAGUCAAGGACCAGCUCUAGGCCUCAGCUCCAUUUUCUACUUGAACCUCAGAAAGAAAGUACAAAAUGACAGAACAUUACCUAGUCCUCUCAUGAUCCUGAGCUUCGUGCCAUCACCCGUCACCGUUUUUCCACUAGAAAUAAUCACCUGGCAAAAAUAAAUGCCAUGAUCAUUGGCUGUCACAUUUAGGAUUGUCAGAGAUGCGUCGCCUUCAGAAAUGUUCCCUACUAUGAAAGCUCUGGUGAAAUUUGCCAGGACAGUGACAUUGUUCUCCAUGAAGUCCCUCUGCCCUUUUUCAUUCACUGUGUACCACUUCACAGUUAACUUAUUCAAAGGUAGGCCAUGGGAAAUGUGGAAAUGGCAUCCAAAGGCCACAGUUUCACCUUCUUUAGUGUACUUUAUGCUUGGAGUCUGGGACACAAAUAGAUGCAAUGGGACAAGAGUUGUUCUCCCUGUGUGAAGUCUUAUAGUGGGGGUAGUAGCAGUGGUGGUCAAAUUGCUUGAGACGGCCACAUUCUCCUUUGCUGCAUUUCCAACACCAGCAUAAACAACUACAGAGGAAGAGAGAAAGAUGAGUGUGAGACUGGAAAGAAGGUAACAACUCUCUAGAGCAGGCCUGCACAACAUGCGGCCCGGGGGGCGGAUGCGGCCCGCGAGGCCUUUCUUCCUGGCCCCCGGGGCUAUUUCCCCUUCCUCCCCCUGCUGCUUAAACCCCCCCCCCCCAAUUCCAGCCGCUGUGGGGCUGAGGAGAUGGGUGCGGGUGUUCUUCUUACCCUCCCCCACGGCAGCGGCAGCGCAUAGCAGCAGAAACCAGAGCGACACUCGGGCCUGCCAUUUUGCCCAGCGUUGCUUCCCAACUGCAAGGUGCGCCUGCACAGUUAAGUCUCUCUCUCUCUCUCUCUCUCUCUCUCUCACACACACACACUGCUCCAUUCUCUCUCUCUCUCUCUCUCUCUCUCACACACACACACACACACACACACUGCUCCAUUCUCUCUCUCUCUCUCUCUCUCACACACACACACACACACUGCUCCAUUCUCUCUCUCUGUCUCUCUCUCUCUGUCUCUCUCUCUCUCUCUCUCACACACACACACACACACACACUGCUCCAUUCUCUCUCUCUCUCUCUCUCUCUCUCUCUCUCUCUCUCUCUCACACACACACACACACACACACACACACUGCUCCAUUCUCUCUCUCUCUCUCUCUCACACACACACACACACACACUGCUCCAUUCUCUCUCUCUCUCUGUCUCUCUCUCUCUCUCACACACACACACACACACUGCUCCAUUCUCUCUCUCUCUCUCUCUCUCUCACACACACACACACUGCUCCAUUCUCUCUCUCUGUCUCUCUCUCUCUGUCUCUCUCUCUCUCUCUCUCUCACACACACACACACACACACACACUGCUCCAUUCUCUCUCUCUCUCUCUCUCUCUCUCUCUCUCUCUCACACACACACACACACACACACUGCUCCAUUCUCUCUCUCUCUCUCUCUCUCACACACACACACACACACUGCUCCAUUCUCUCUCUCUCUCUGUCUCUCUCUCUCUCUCACACACACACACACACACUGCUCCAUUCUCUCUCUCUCUCUCUCUCUCACACACACACACACACACACACACACACACACAGUGCUCCAUUCUCUCUCUCUCUCUCUCUCUCUCUCUCUCAAGCCAAGCCUCCUGCUGCAUCCUUUCCAUCUUUCUUUCCCCUUCUCCCUUCUUUUCCAAAAUUAUGAGAAGAAGUUCUCUUCCAUGUUUUGUAUGAUGAUUUGGCAGAGGUGGAAAGGAAGAACAAUGCAUUUUAUUAUGUAUUUUGUACAGAUUGUAUAAUAUUUAUAUUAUUAGAAUGAAUUUUAAUUCAACUUAUUUCAUAUUAAUUUAAAUCAAUCUUGUCUGCCAGAACAUCAAAAGUUAAAUAUUGAUUAAAUUCAUUUUUAAUUCA
Hemicordylus capensis (graceful crag lizard) is the source of this 4155-nucleotide messenger RNA. RefSeq names its product phospholipase A2-like. The coding region runs from base 1526 to 2080 and encodes 184 amino acids. The record is from RefSeq and is a predicted model, not a curated record. NCBI's taxonomy places the organism in Eukaryota, Metazoa, Chordata, Lepidosauria, Squamata, Cordylidae. Gene Ontology annotation, molecular function: calcium ion binding; phospholipid binding. Gene Ontology annotation, biological process: lipid catabolic process; phospholipid metabolic process; arachidonate secretion. The transcript is spliced from 6 exons.